Molecule: messenger RNA, 840 nt
Organism: Lolium perenne
Lineage: Eukaryota; Viridiplantae; Streptophyta; Magnoliopsida; Poales; Poaceae
Source: RefSeq, a predicted model, not a curated record
UCUCACCUCCCAACUCAGAACCAUGGCCGGGGAAGGUGGACGCGGUCAGGUCGGGGGGAAGGGGAAGGAGCCGCUCUCCGAGUCCAAGGAGCACCUGGAUACCACCCUUUGCUUGCUCCAGGAGAAGAAGGAUGAGCAUGCUGAAGGAGUGGUCAACAAGGGAUUCGACAUCGUUGAUGGUGAGGAAUCAGUUCAAUCGGGAAUCGCACCACCUCCAGCGCCAACAGUGAAGAGAGAGGCGGAGGAAUCAUCAGGAGGGAGUGCUCCAAAGCUGCCUCGCUUAGCUGGGGAGAACCCGAAGAGGAAGGGGUCUACUGGGGGUUUCGUCGCAGACAGUGUUGAAGCUCCCGAGCCACCGUUAGAUUUAGGUUUCAGCCUUAGAGCUGCGUGGUCUGCACUUGAUCGCGGAAUCACGGCGGACGCCGUGCUGCAGGGUCUCAGGCACAACCGCCAGCCGGUUCCUGAAUCUUCUGCCCCGAAGUCCCCCCUCUCCCCAGGAGCCAUUGCUUGCCUCAUUUGCGAAGGCAAUGAAGCCACAACGUCUCUGAAGCCCAAGGGCUCCCACCGCUGCCUGUGUGCCCACUGCCUGAAGUUUACCGCGGAGGCACCUGACCUCCACCUGUGCAAGGUUUGCAAAGAGGAGCCAAGCAAAAAGUUCUCAAAAUCCACCUGAAGGAGGCCGGCCUCUGGGACCUUGAAGGCUUGAGAUGAAAUGAUGAUGGGAGUAGAUUUUUUUGGGACAUGUUGAUUUUGUUAGCGGCCAACGGGAAAUGAUUUUGCCUAGUGCAUUUUGCUGGAGCUAGUCUCAUCUGAACUACUUGACCUGCGCUGAUUAUGUGU